CUUAUCCCGACACAUGAGAACCCACACAAGAGAAAAACCCUAUAAGUGUGACCAGUGCGACUAUUCUGCUAUAGAUAAAUCCAACUUGAAACAACAUCAAGUAAAACAUACUGGCGAAAAACCCUACAUCUGUGGGGAGUGUGGUUACGGGACAGUUUAUAGGUCUCACCUAUCCCGACAUAUGAGAACCCAUACUGGGGAAAAACCCUAUAAGUGUGACCAGUGUGACUAUUCUGCUGCAGAAAAACACCAUCUCAUCGACCAUCAGACAAGACAUACCGGUGAGAAACCCUACAUGUGUGGGGAGUGCGGGUUCAGGACAGCUCAUAGGUCUACCUUAUCAAUCCAUAUGAGAAUCCACACAGGAGAGAAACCCUACAAGUGUGACCAAUGCGACUAUUCUGCUGCAGAAAAAUCCUCUUUAAACCGACAUGUAAGAAAGCACACCAGUAAAAUGACCUAGAUGUGCAAAGUGUGCUGGAACAAGGCAACUCAAAUGUCUAAAAAGUCAAGAAUAUAAGAACCCACACAGGAGGAAAAACAUAAUUGUAAUCUGACCUUUAUCAGAUUAUCUACUUUUUUAUAUCCAAAAGAACAAACAAAUCCACAAAUGUACAGCAAACAGCUUUACCUACCUACAUAGUCUCCUGACCUCCAGGUCAUGGGAGGGGGGGGGGGGGCAAGGUAGUCAGCUUGAUCUUUUCGAUAUGUAAGAACUCGGUACAGGCGACAGAUAUAGAAGUUUACUUUGAACUGCAGCUAGGUGUUGCUGCUAACAAUGCAGUCCCAAACAUAAAGUACCGCCACAUACAAAGACAUAGUCGCACUCAAAACUGUACAGAGUCAGAUGUAGGUUUUUUACCGAAGAUCGUAGCCAUGAUAGAUAUAUAGAUAAUAUAGAUGUAGGUUUUAGCCUUGAGAUAGUUUCCAUACGAUCUUUGUUUUCUUUUUAUCUAAUGUACACAUGUCGGUAUUAACUUGAAUACUGGAACAUUUUUGACACUGGUAUAUUUAGUUGCUUUUGUCUACUUUAUUUGAUCGAAUGAUCUAACCUUUACAAUGAUUUAGUUUAUACGUACCGAUGUGUAUGCUAUACAUGAUACAUGUUUUGUACACAUGUAUUCGAAGUGUUUUAGCUUAUAGGAAUUUAGAUGAUACUGACAUGUUUAAAAGCAUAAUUUUGGUAAAUGUAACUCAAAAUAAAGUAACUAUAAGCAAAGACAGUUAUUUGCAUUGGUGUUGGCUUGUAAUAUAAGGUGUUGAUUUGAUUCGCAUUACAGUACCAUCCUUGUGGUAGAAGUGAUUCGAGAUCUAAACGUCAAAUGAGGAAGAAAUCCUGUGCACAUCGGAUUCCACCUGGCUUGCCUAUCCGUCAAAACCUGACAAAAUCUGAGACCUAGAAAUUGAGGUAGAACGUUUGUUUUCUAUAAUAGGAGAUCUCCAUUAAUGCUAAGAUACGUCCACAAUUCUUCCUUGCGUCCUCUUCCGUAACAUACAAGAAUUAUAUAACCACUACUAUUCCAUUCUAUUUAUUAUAACGUUAUUUUUGCUUGGUUCAAAACCAGGAGAUUAAAGCGCUUUGCGGCGAUCUGUGGUUUGACCCACUGAGUAUCAGGUUUGUGACCUCUCACUUUUACUCUCACCUUUAGCUGACGUCCGCCAUUUUGUUUUGUGGCUCGUCUUGCGUUUUUCAUAUCCUCCAAACUGACGCGAUUUUUACCGAUUUGUAGCAGUCUGGGAGACCGCUAACUACCAUUGACCUACAGUGAUGGCGGGGUUCAUGUGUUUGCCACCUAGUAAAGAGCUUCAUGCGGAUCAAACUGCGAGCGAUACGCACAUCAAAGAGGAGGAGACAGGAGACACUGCAUGGCAACAGGAUGGACAAGAGAACGUGCUGUGCCAGGAAACGUACAACUACCAACCAACUGGACAGUCUUGGAGCGAGACUUACAACAGUUGGGAGCAGACAACUGACACGGGACGGCAGCAGGACGAGGAAAGGGGCGUUCUAAACGACGAAACGUGCGGUGUAAAAGCGGAAAUGGAAGAGUCUAACUGUGAGCUUUCUUCUGGAGAACUGUGUACUGGGCAUCCUGUGAAUGAGAUGGGCCAUUCUGGGAAGACGACAUUCCGUACAGAACACCCUGGGAAGGAGAGUGACAGCAGGGAGACCUAGACAACAGACAUGGGCCUGCAGCAGGAAACGUGUGAUGUGAACGUUUCAAAACCUGACAACACAUCAACCUCACAGGUACAGGAGACCAUAGGCAUUACUGGAAUGUAUGUGGUUGAACACACCGGUGAGAAACCUUUCGUGUGUGGGGAGUGUGGGUACAGGGCAGCUUAUAGGUCUCACAUAUCCCAACAUAUGAGAACCCACACAGGAGAGAAACCCUACAAGUGUCACCAUUGUGACUAUGCUGCCGCACAGCAAGCCAAUUUGGCCUAUCAUAUAGCAACAAAACACACCGGUGAGAAACCCUACAUGUGUGGCGAGUGCGGGUAUAGGGCGACAAAAAUGUUUGACUUAGCAAGGCAUAUGAGAACUCAUACAGGAGAAAAACCUUACAAGUGUGACCAGUGCGACUAUUCUGCUGCACAAGUAGCCAACUUGGACCAGCACAUAGCAGCAAAACACAGUGAGAAACCCUACAUGUGUGGGGAGUGUGGGUACAGGACAGCUUACAAGUCAUAUUUAUCCCAACACAUGAGAACCCACACAGGAGAAAAACCGUAUAAGUGUGACCAGUGCGACUAUUCUGCAGCACAGAAAUCUGCUUUUCACAGACAUCUAGCAAAACACACAGACGGAGGGCGCCACGUGUGUGACGUGUGCGGGUACAAGACACCCAAUAAGUCUGGCUUAUCCCGACAUAUGAGAACCCACACAGGAGAAAGACCCUACAAGUGCGACCAUUGUCACUAUUCUGCAGCACGGAAAGAUGAUUUGAAGAAACAUGUAGCAAACCACACCGGUGACAAACCCUUCUUGUGUGUAGAGUGUGGGUACAGAGCAUGUAGAAGGUCUAUCUUAUCCGUACAUAUGAGAAAGCAUACAGCAGAAAAAGCCUACAAGUGUGAGCAGUGCGACUAUUCUGCUGCACAGAAACGUUAUUUAGACCGACACCUUAUGAAACACACCGGUGAGAAGCCUUUCAUGUGUGACGAGUGCGGGUUCAGGACACCUUGUAAGUCUACCUUAACCCGACACAUGAGAAGUCAUUCAGGGGAGAAACCCUACAAGUGCGACCAGUGUGACUAUUCUGCUGCACAGAAAUCCGACCUGGACAUCCAUCUGGCAAGACACACCGGUGAGAAACCCUACAUGUGUGCGGAGUGUGGGUACAGGACGGCUCGAAAGUCUAACUUAUACAAACAUAUGAGGACCCAUUCAGGGGAAAAGCCCUACAAGUGUGACCAGUGUGACUUUUCUGCUGCACAAAAAUCCAAUUUGGAUUUUCACCUGAGAAAACACACUGGCGAGAAACCCUACAAGUGUGACCAGUGUGACUAUUCUGCUGCACAUAAACGUACUUUGGACCGACACCUAAUGACACACACUGGUGACAAACCCUACAUGUGUGGAGUGUGUGGGCAUAGGACAGCUCGAAAGUCUGACUUAUUCAGACAUAUUAGGACGCAUACAGGAGAAAACCCCUACAAAUGUGACCAGUGCGAAUAUUCUUCAGCGGAGAAGUCCACUUUGAACAGGCAUCUAACAAAGCACACCUGUGAGAAACCCUUCAUGUGUGAGAAGACCAACUUGACGGUCUAAUUUAGCCCAACGCAUGAGAACUCACACAGGAGUAAAACCUUUGUAACUAGUCUGCGGUUAGAAGAUCUCAGCUGUCGAAACAUUUGGCGAGACAUACCAAAGAACCUACAUGUGUGACAAACGUACAGCCUACAACGUGAACGGUCAUCCAGGAGUGAAAAUGUUAUCUGUAGACUUAGUCUAUACCUGGGCCCGAUAACUACUCUGUGACGAGGAAAUCAAGAUGAGAAGCAGACAUGUUCAGAUAGCCUGGCGAGAUUUAUAGCAAGAGGUUGGGUUGAACUUAGCUUUUUUGUGUUAAACUCGACUGUUUCUGCUUAGACUAGUUAAACUGUAAUUUCCAACACACAAAUUGGACUCACCCAAAUUUUCGACUGAACAGCACCAGUCUUUUCAAG
This is a messenger RNA of Branchiostoma floridae (Florida lancelet), 4173 nucleotides long. RefSeq names its product zinc finger protein 845-like. The record is from RefSeq and is a predicted model, not a curated record. Bases 2186 to 3775 code for a protein of 529 amino acids. Gene Ontology annotation, cellular component: nucleus. Gene Ontology annotation, biological process: regulation of transcription by RNA polymerase II. NCBI's taxonomy places the organism in Eukaryota, Metazoa, Chordata, Leptocardii, Amphioxiformes, Branchiostomatidae. The transcript has 2 exons. Gene Ontology annotation, molecular function: DNA-binding transcription factor activity, RNA polymerase II-specific; RNA polymerase II transcription regulatory region sequence-specific DNA binding.